Messenger RNA from Pistacia vera, 1222 nucleotides. Its product is annotated as alpha carbonic anhydrase 7-like. The transcript has 7 exons. Gene Ontology annotation, molecular function: carbonate dehydratase activity; zinc ion binding. NCBI's taxonomy places the organism in Eukaryota, Viridiplantae, Streptophyta, Magnoliopsida, Sapindales, Anacardiaceae. The record is from RefSeq and is a predicted model, not a curated record. Bases 82 to 993 code for a protein of 303 amino acids.
AAACUUGGUAGCAGAAAUGGUACUCUUGGAAGAAAUUUAGAUUUGUGCAUUCAUACUAGCAACGAAUUCUAUAUAAGCAGCAUGAUGCUUAGCUUUACGAUCCAUUCAGUUAUAUCUGCAUGUUCAAAGUGUAAUUCUUGGAAAGCUAAAAGCCAGAAGAUGGAGAAACUCUCAACCCAACUCUUGUAUUGUUUCUUCUUCAUUGUUCUUAUUGUUUUUCAUUCAUCCCCGGCAACAUCUCAAGAAGUUGAGGAUGAGACAGAGUUUAGUUAUGAAGCAGGAGGUGAGAAUGGGCCAGAACGAUGGGGAGAGCUUCACAGCGAAUGGAGUGCUUGCGAAAAUGGAUCAAUGCAGUCUCCAAUCGAUUUGUUGCAUGAGAGAGUUGAAGUAGUGUCUCAUUUAGGGAGACUUAAAAGAAAUUACAAGCCCUCUAAUGCCACUCUAAGAAAUAGAGGCCAUGACAUGAUGUUAAAGUGGGAAGAGGGUGCAGGAACUCUUGAGAUAAAUGGAACUGAAUAUAUACUCAACCAGGUCCACUGGCAUUCACCUUCUGAGCACACUCUCAAUGGGAAGCGAUUUGAUCUAGAGGCUCACAUGGUUCAUGAGAGCACAGAUGGGAAAGUUGCAGUAGUUGGGAUCCUGUACAAAAUCGGACGACCUGAUUCUUUCUUGUCAUCGAUAAAGGAUCAUUUAGCAGCCAUUGGUGGCAGCACUGAAAGAGAUAAAGUGGUGGGUAUGAUGGAUCCAAGGGGCAUAAAGAUAGGCAGUAGGAAGUAUUACAGAUAUAUUGGAUCUCUUACUAUUCCUCCUUGCACUGAAAAUGUUCUCUGGACAAUUGUCAAAAAGGUGAGGACGGUGACAAGGGAGCAAGUGCAAUCUCUCCGCGUAGCUGUACAUGAUGAUUCGAAUACAAAUGCAAGACCAUUACAGCCAUUAAACUCGAGGUCGUUACAUCUUUUCAGACCAAAUGAUGAUUCGACAGAAAACCCAUGAUAUAUAUAUAAAAGCUCAUUGCUAUGUGUGUAUCAUGCAUCCACCAUAGAGCUCAUCUUAUGCAAUAACUCCAAUUUCGCCAUGCCCAUGCAUGCCAUUGUUGCUGGAGAAAUAUAGUGAUCUACACUACUCUAGACGAGAGACACCUAUAUCUACAGAUUUUUUUCUUUGGAUUUUUGUUUGUUUAUUUUAUUAUUAUUAUUAUCAUCAUUAUAUGUAGAGAUCAUAU